GCUGGGAUGCAGCCGGCCCUGGGGGCCCUGCUGCCCACCCCGGCCCCGGAGGUGCUGGAGCGGGUGCUGAGGCAGCUCCAUGGCCCCUUGCCCUGCUCUGCCUCCAUCGCCCGCCUGCGGAAGGGGCCGGCCGGGGGGUACGAGCCCAUCGGGAAUGCCGGGGAUGCGCUGGAGAGGAGGCAGUUGGCCAAUGCCAAGGAGAGGGAGAGGAUCAGGAACAUCAACAGCGGCUUCUCCAAGCUCAAGGCCUUGGUGCCCCUGGUCCCCCGCGACCACAAGCCCAGCAAAGUGGACACCCUGAAGGCAGCCACUGAGUACAUCCGGCUGCUGCGGCUGGUGCUGGAGGAAACGGGGGGGGUCAAGAGACCCACGGGGGACCUGGACCUGGUCUGA
Molecule: messenger RNA, 393 nt
Organism: Neopsephotus bourkii (Bourke's parrot)
Lineage: Eukaryota; Metazoa; Chordata; Aves; Psittaciformes; Psittacidae
Gene: FIGLA
Product: folliculogenesis specific bHLH transcription factor
Exons: 3
Coding region: 7-393 (128 amino acids)
Biological process (GO): developmental process; regulation of transcription by RNA polymerase II
Molecular function (GO): protein dimerization activity; DNA-binding transcription factor activity, RNA polymerase II-specific; RNA polymerase II transcription regulatory region sequence-specific DNA binding
Source: RefSeq, a predicted model, not a curated record